Molecule: messenger RNA, 851 nt
Organism: Trichophyton rubrum CBS 118892
Lineage: Eukaryota; Fungi; Ascomycota; Eurotiomycetes; Onygenales; Arthrodermataceae
Product: endoribonuclease ysh1
Exons: 2
Coding region: 1-582 (193 amino acids)
Biological process (GO): mRNA 3'-end processing by stem-loop binding and cleavage
Cellular component (GO): mRNA cleavage and polyadenylation specificity factor complex
Molecular function (GO): RNA endonuclease activity; 5'-3' exonuclease activity; RNA binding
Source: RefSeq, a predicted model, not a curated record
AUGGCGACAAAACGAAAGGGCUCGUUUUCAGGGAGCGCGGACGAGCAGCAAAUAGAUCCCUCUGACGAGCUUCUAUUCCACUGCCUGGGAGGCGGCAAUGAGGUCGGGCGGUCCUGUCACAUUAUACAGUAUAAGGGGAAGACGGUUAUGCUUGAUGCUGGAAUGCACCCCGCGAAAGAUGGAUUUGCAGCACUCCCUUUCUUCGAUGACUUCGAUCUCAGUACCGUCGAUAUCCUUUUAAUAAGCCAGUACGUCCAUCCUCCCCUCCAUGUUCGGUUUAUUGGUGCAACAACCCCCCUUGUCAGCCAUGCGCAGAUGGAUAUACAAACAGAUAUACAAACUUUCUUUUCACUGCCUUUCCUCCAUGUUCAAACAUGUACUAUGAGAUAUUCAAUGCAAUUCAAAUUUUUAUUAGCCUCGACAAUAUGGUGUUUGCCCUCGUAUCCCAAUGUAUUCGUCCUCUACAGCAUUGUUAAUUUCAUUCCCCUUGCACAAUAUUUCCACAACCCUAAGCGAGAUCAGGCAGCUAACUUGUGGCAGUUUUCAUUUGGACCACUCUGGGUCGCUGCCCUAUGUCCUUAGCAAGACAAAUUUCAAAGGCAGGGUCUUCAUGACCCAUGCCACCAAGGCUAUCUAUAAGUGGCUGAUACAGGAUAAUGUCCGAGUCAGCAAUACAUCCUCCUCCUCCGAUCAACGGACAAGUCUCUACAAUGAACAUGAUCAUCUUUCAACCCUCCCCAUCAUUGAAACGAUCGACUUCAACACCACCCACGCCAUCAACAGUAUUAGAAUUACUCCGUUCCCGGCUGGCCAUGUGCUUGGCGCCGCCAUGUUCCUCAUAUCCAUCGCCG